Molecule: messenger RNA, 2697 nt
Organism: Phaedon cochleariae (mustard beetle)
Lineage: Eukaryota; Metazoa; Arthropoda; Insecta; Coleoptera; Chrysomelidae
Source: the annotation of a GenBank genome assembly
GGAAAUUUAAGAUUUAGGAGAAUGUGGACACCUAAUCCACCAGAAGAUUCUUUGAUAAAUUAUCUCGUAUCCAAUGUAAACUCUCUGAACUCGAAAGAUGAAGAUGAUACUGUGGAAGAGGAAGAUACUCCAUUGCUUGAAGAACUCAGAAGUGUUUCAGGUUAUUGGGGAGUUCACGAUAUAGACAAAAAUCCAUGGAAUGAUGACGCGAGGCCGUACAUCAAAUUGAACAAUUUCAAAGACUUGCAGUUUACCGAGGAAGAAAGUACAGGAAAAUUGACUGAGAGGAUGGUGGCUGCAUGUUUGUCCUUUUUGGAAAAGUCACCAGUUAUUUUCAACUUUGCUUUGUGCAAAUGUGUUCUUUCGAAGAAGAAUUUGGUCGAUAUAUCCGUUCUGGGAAACUACCACUACCUCCAAUACUUAGAUGUCUCGAGGAAUAACAUAAAGGACUUGAAGCCACUAGGUCAAAUGCCCUUUCUGCAAUAUUUGAACGUAUCAGAGAACGACAUUGAAUAUCUGUUGGAUUUCAAAGCACCCUUCAAUCUAUAUCACGUUGAUUUUUCGAAAAACUCUGUUAGCGCCAUUCCGGAUUUGAGUGACUUUUGGGCCAUAUCAUAUCUCAAUUUGGCAUACAACGACAUAGAGAAAAUAACUGGAUUGGGGAAUUUGACGUUCCUAACACAUCUGGAUAUGUCUCACAACAACUUAAAAAAAGUGGAGAACCUGACGAAUCUGCGAAUCCAAAACCUCAUACUAAACGACAAUUUAAUCGAUCAGGUCGAUAUCGUUGAUAUGUCGACGUUGUGUUACAUACGUUCAGUCAAUUUGUCUCACAACCGUCUGACAUCGUUGAAGUUCGUCAGGAAAAUUGAAAAUGUCGGGAGCCUCAAUUUGUCGUUCAACAAUGUAUCCGAUUUGCUCGAGGUGUACUACAUGAAGGGCCUGAGGUACUUGACCAGGGUCAAUCUAAAUGAGAAUCCUGUAUCAGACGAACCACACUAUUCAACCAUCUGUAUACGGAAAAUCAUGAACCUCCGCUUCCUAGAUGACGUCGAAAUCACUGCCGAGAAAAAAAUAGACGCUUGGACGAAGAGCAAAAUCAGCUACUUAUUUCCUGCGAGGGAAAGCAGGAUGGAACUAUUCCUGCUUCAACAAAUCAACAGGCCGAAGAUUGGAGCUCACAUAGUGCCAUAUGAUCAACCUCCUCCUGAUGUCAUUAUGGUAGUUGGACCUCCAGGUUCGAGGAAGAAGAAGAUUGUUAGAAGAUUCUUGGAGACACAAAAAAGAAUAUUCCAAGGUGUGAGUCACACUACACGGCCAAUGAGACAUGAAGAAGAAGAUGGACUUGAUUACUACUUUGUGACCAUGGAAGUUUUUUCGGAUUUGGCACGAAAAGGAGAGUUCAUAGCAACGUCAGAAUUCAAUGGAUAUUCUUAUGGAAUAGCUUAUGACGAACUACGAAAAUGUGAGGAUUCAGUCGUAGUAUUCUACUCAGACAUCCAUUCCGCUUUGACACUGAAGGUGAUGGGAAUUUGUCCAAAACUGGUACUGGCCAUGCCUAGAGAGGAAGAAACGCAUUUGAAGUGGUUGAAGUUGACGUACUAUUAUGAUCAUAUUAUGAAUUCGAAAGAAUUGCGUAUAAAGAAUAGUCCCUCUUCAGUCCAAAAUGCCCUCGGAGGUGCCAUCGAUGAUGACAACGAAGUAGUGAAAGAUUUUGACGAACUAUUCGAAAUUGGUGAUGUCAGUGUGACAUCUGACAUGAUGACUUAUGGCGACGAGGAAUUCAGAAGUGCAGGGCAGAACGACGACGGUCGCCAUCUUUACAGGAAUGACAGGUCUCCUACAUCUAUAAAAUCAGACCAGUUCAAUCUUGAAGAUUCCAGCAGGAGAUUAUCCAAUAAAUCAACUACUGGUAUCUUGAAAAAUAAAGAGGGAAUGCAAAAUGGGUCAGAAAAUGUUUCACCGUCUUUGAAAGAAAAAUUCGGCACGAAACGCGUCUCUUUCAACUGGCUGGCGGGCAUGGAUCAACCGGAAGCGGCCGAGGAAACGGCCUCUACGCCGUCCCGUAUCACCCACAAGAGCAUCAGCGACAGCUGCAUCUCCAUGCAGGAGCAGGCUGCUGAGCGCAACUGUGUGGCGGAAAGCCCGCUGCUGAGCGUGCUCAGCUCGAACAAGCUGCCCAAGAGUCAGCAAGGGGGGACCGUGUAUAUGUCGUUAACAGAGAGAUUCGGGCAGCUACAAAUGGAAAAAUUGGGCAGCUUUUUUGAACAAAUAAUACAUUCAAGAAAGGAACUUUUGGAACUUCACUGGGAAAACCCUGGACUAUUCCGGGCAGUGAUUUUCACUGAUGACGAGGAUGACUGUAUGAAGCAGUUGAAGGAGCUUUUGAAGUAUACUGUUGAAUGCCACAAUACUUCAAAACAGAUAUUUUCAUUGGAUCACCCGAGUUCGACAGAUGCCAUAAACUCUAGACUGAAAAGUUUGAAACUGGAUGAAACUUAUUAUGUUCGUAAAUAAAGGUUUUGUAGUUUUAUUGAAUGUAUCAACUCUGUCAUUUAUACUGACAUACCAACUCUUCCAUUUUGAUUUGUUAGGAAAACAAUUUUGUAAUUGAGUGAACCAAUUUUCAUGUAUAAUUAUAUAUCAUUAAAUCAAUUGAAAGAUAUUGUUUUCAAACAAUUCCUAAUUGAAGAUGAG